UUGAGUGAUGACGAAUGCUGUGAAAGGGACAUCGUUUAUUGCAAGUUGGUCUAACCUGACACGAAGUAGAAAGUAGUAUCCUACUCAACGUUGAUAGUGUUCCGUGCGCGAUUUGUUUAGACUGCUUUGGAGAUCAUCAAGCGAUUUUAAGUUAUCCUGAGAAAAUGCCAAAGAAGACGAGUAAGAAUUCUUGGGGUGGACGUAGGUUGGACAACGCUGAGGAUAAGCAUUUCUUUGGUCAUGAUGAUAGGUCUGUCCGUUUAGAUGGUACAAGGCCGAGGGUAUCAUUUAAAAAUCAUGCAAGACCUAUUAGAGAUAGACAAAGAUAUGCGGAAAUGGCUAUCAAAAAUCAUUUGGAUGAUGAUAUAUUAAUGGCCCUGGGUGCUAACAAUAAUAACAAUGGAAGGCAAGUAAUUAUGAGAGGAAGGGGUCGAGGUACAUCACAAGGAAGAAACAGCCCAUUACCUCCAAGAGGAUUAAGAGGUGGAAUGCUUCAGAGAUCAAGACCUAUGGGUCUUGUAGAGGCCAAUUGGUACAAAGUUCUUAUACCAUAUGGCCAGAAAUAUGACAAAAAAUUUGUAUUGACAAGUUUACAUGGUCUGAUGGCACCAGAUACCUUCGUGCCUAUAAUGUACAAAGUUGUGGGAAACGAUGCUGUUUUUUAUAUUGAGGACUUUAAAAUAGCUAACAAGUUGUUAAACUGUGAUAGAAGAGUAACCACAAGCGAUGGCUUUAAACUGCAUGUUAGAGUAAAGCCAGGAUAUCCACAGUGUGAUGUUGAUGAAUCCCUGAAGGCACGAUUAAAGCUGGCAUUGGUUAAACGAUACAUACCAGAAACAAAAGCCUUAGAUUUGUCAAAAUUUCAUCAAGACUCAGAUCUUGUGGCAGACUAUUUUUGCGCGUUAUUCCGUGCUCCCAUAUUAAUGGCUGUACUAGAUAUCGUUUCCGAAUACGUCCCUGAUUUGGAGGCAUUAAAUUUAGAUGGGAACAAACUGAACAUCAUUGAAAGGCUUAAUGUCUUGCAUAAGAAAUUCUCUUGUCUAAAAAUUCUUUAUAUAGGGGACAACAAAAUAAGAGAGAUGAAUCAAUUAGACGUGAUCAAGGACUUGAAAUUGGAAGAGUUCAGAUUAGCAGGUAAUCCAGUCUGCUUCAAGUACAAAUCACGACACGAUGACUACGUUAGUGACGUGCGAAAAAGAUUUCCGAAACUUCUAAAACUGGACGGAAAUGAAUUGCCACGACCAAUCGUCUUUGAUGUUGCGGAUGAAGGAGUUAAAUUACCACCGAGUCAACGAAUGUUUGUUGCAAACGCCAAAGCUCAAGAGAUCGGUGGGCAAUUUAUGCAACAAUUCUUCCUCAUAUUUGACAGUGAAAAUCGUCAACCAUUGCUGGACGCGUAUCAUGAGCAUGCGUGCUUCAGUAUGACAAUCUCUUGCGCUAACAAUGCAAAUAAACUAAAUAACUAUCUGACUGAAAACAGAAACCUACGUAGGUUAAAUGACACCAAUAAAAGACGAAAAUUAUUGAAACAAGGAAGACUGCCAGUGGUGUCCUUCAUUUCUCAAUUGCCACGAACUAAGCAUGAUCUCAAUAGUUUCACGAUGGACAUCAGUCUGGUGACGGAAACAAUGAUGUUGAUCACCGUGACAGGAUUGUUUAAAGAGUUGGACAGUAAGGAGGAAUUUAUUCGGUACUUCAACCGAACCUUCGUAAUUGUGCCUGAAGGAAGCGGAUACUGCAUUCGUAAUGAACAAUUGCAUAUUAGUCAACCAUCGGAAAUGCAAGAGAGGAAAGCUUUCUUAGAACAGUCGGUGGACGUGUCAGGGUCAGUUGCAUCUGGGUCAGCAUCUUCAUCGGCAUCGAGUUCAACAGUACCGGUAUUGUCCCAAGUCAUGAAAGAGCAAAUGACAAUGACACUCAGUCAACAAACAAACAUGAACUUAGAAUGGAGCUUGAAAUGUUUGGAGGAAGUCCAAUGGAACUUUGACAAAGCACUGUCAACGUUUCACGAGUUUUAUAAGCUCGGUCAAAUUCCACCUGCGGCGUUUGAAAAAUAGAUCAACGCAUUUAGAAAAAUGUCUGUAAAGUUCCAUGGCCACGUUCAUGUUUGUUCACACGACUGCGUGCUCAAUAUUUUCUUCGUUAUUUUUUUAUUUAUUUUUUUUCUUUUUAUUACAUCAUAUGUUGAAUUCAUGGUUGGACGGCGAACAUAGCGAUUCAUUUUCAUUAUUUCCGUUUAUAAUUUAAAGUGAAAGAGGUAACAUUCAUAUUGCUUAUAAACUUUAUAGAAACGCGAUUUUCGCCAUCCAAUUUAUUUGACUCGAAUUAAAUAUUAAACACAAUGUCUGUUGUGCUGAUAAGCAUAACAUUAGACUUUGCUAUAAAGGUAAGUUAUUUCAUGUUCGCGUGAAAAACUAGUUAUGGUCGUUCAAGAUUUAGAUAUUUUCAUUUGUGCAAUCUCGUGCCCGGCUCUUUUUAUAACAAAUUUCGUUAACCUUAAUUCGUCUUUUAUUUUCUUCAAAAUUUCUCAUCGUUCGGCAUUAAUAUAUAAUCAUUCAAUAUUUUUGAAGAUGAUAUGUUUCAUCUUAAAAUAUCGUUACAUGUUUCUUUUUUUACCAUUUUGAAGCCAUUGAAUGUAAAUAUGAUGUUCACUAUUGAUAGAGGUCAGCAGCUAAUAACAAAUAUUUUUUUUCGGUAGAAGUCAAAUUAACAUAAAUUUAUGUUAUCCUUAUUCAUGAUAAAAUCUAGGGAAAUUGGAUCAGCGAUUAACGUGUCGUUCUAUAAAUGAUAUAAUCUUAGUAUAAUUGAAGCGGAAUAAUUAUAAUAGACUAAAAUUAACAAAACGUAACUUAUUUAACAUUAUUAGUAUAUCACGUUAUUAGUCUUUGUUAGAUUUUCUUUUCUCACAAUGUUAGAAUAGUGCUGUGCCGUGUGGUGAACUUUGAGACGCUCAAUAUAAUACUGCUGUCAGUAGCUCACAAUAAUUUCGAAAUACGUUUCGAAUUUUAUAAAUUUUCAAAUAUAAAAAAAAUUACACGAGCAUGUUUUAUCCUUCUGUUAAUAUAAAAUCUAGUUUUCGUAGUGGUUCUACAUGCGAAGACGUUUACCAUAAAAAAUUCGAUUGUACCAUCAUUAACUGUUAAAAAUGUUUCCUAAAAUGACGUGCAUUGUAUUUGAAGAAAGAAAAGAUGCUUCCAUUUUCUAAGUAGGUUUUGUCAUUCAUUUAAUAGUGUCAGAACUUCAUUAAUGGAAAUGCUAUCAUCAUACUACUGUUGGAAAAAGUCUUUGCGUUUGAGAUAUACAAGAUCUAGUAUAAUAUAACGUAAUAGGUAUAACUACUGAAAAUGUUCACACAAAAAAUACAUUGAGGAAUUAUUAUUUUCCAUUACAGUUAAAAAUUUAUAUUUUCCUAUUCUUAUGUAUAAUUCUGAAAUAUGCUUAGAAGACUUCGAAUGGACAAUUCUUCAAAUGUUACGAUAGUUUCUAGUUGAGUUUAUGGCGUUUGAUGACUUCUCAAAGUGAAAUCAUAAUAUGGCCUUUGGACAUUGCAUUGUGAUGUAAAAUUAAGUCUAAAGAGAGAACAGCACAAGGCUCGCACUUGAGAAAGAAAAAACCAUAUCUUUUUAUAAAGUAUCGAUAAAGAUUAGCUUAGGCUUAACAGCAUAUAAUUGUGAAUGGAAAAAAUCCUAAGGAUAUGAAAGAACUUUAAGUACAACCUUGUAGCAUGAUCACUCUAUAUUUUAAUACAGUAUAGCGAUUGUGAAAAAUCAUGCGCGUUAUGGGAUCACAAAUUAUUGGCUCGAUAAACUUAGAAAUAUUAAAGAGCAUCGCGACAAGAAAAACAUUUUUUUUUAUGAAGAACCAAGAAUUUAUCGACAAGAAUCAUCGUGGCUUAUCGACCUCAUCGUUGUCAUCGAAUCGAAUUAGAUGCCUCGUCAUCAGGAAUGAUCUUCAACAAGAGAGACCCCGAUCAGCGUCUGCGCAGCGGCUCACUAGAGAAUUUGGAACUUUAAAAGAAUUAUGUACUCCGCUGCAUCAAGUUAUUAUUACUGACUGUUGACGAUAGAUGCGAGAGACUUGAGUGUCUUGUGUUUUCGCACUCCCAUUUCUUGGGAUAAAAACCUUGAAUCGGGAUUGGAGCAGUCUAUCGAGAACGAAGGAAUCAUCAAUGACUAUUACUGGAUGGUGAUUCCUAGGAGACGGUUGCCGCAUUAGAUGGCGAAGAUCCAGUAAUGUUGGAAAUUAAUCGUCUACCUGUAUUUUCAUGGAGAGCAGAAGUGCACCAGCUCUGACUGUCUUACGAAAUGGAGUUGUGUUGUAUAAACAACCCCCUAGAGCAUAUGUACAGCUGAACAUUUGCAUAGAUGCAGAGUCCUGAUUGUCGUAUGCUGCACGGCACUGCAGCAGAGUGGGAAGGUGAAAGGAUAAUUUGGCAAAGAUAAAAAGACGAAUUAAACUCCGUCUCUUCAGUUCGCGGGAUUUGAGUCCGGGUGAAUUAACGGAGAAUCGAUAUAAUUAUCAAUGUCAAAAGGGAGGCCGAAUAAUUUGUGCUCGUGUAACGCGUAUGAGAUAAGGUCUAUUACGCUGAUAGGGCUAGGUAUAUCUGAUAAUCGAUUUUUUUUUUCAUUUAACACUCGUUUACAUUUAUGUCUUUUUUCCUGUUUUAAUGUGACUCAAACCUACGUCUAAGAUGAAUGCGUGAUUGAAUGAUUUAGAAAUACGAACAUUGUGCGAUUGUGAAACAAAUUACGGUAAUGCUGGAAUCAAAUGCAUGCAUGAAGACUAUUUUUAAGUGAUGUGAAUAAACUAAAUGAAAGAACUUAAUUCCAUGCAUUCAUUCGAAUUUCGGUCGCGACAAUAGCUGUACCGUGAUUUGUUGAUCAUGAAACAAAAAAAAAUUGUACGCGCAUCUAAGCGACCAUGUAAAUAUUCUUGUAUUUGCGUACAUACAUUGAGCACAUUUGAUUGUAUAAAUGAUAAGUGACGUUAUAUAUUAUGUAAAUAUAUAUAAAGGAAGAUAGAAAAAAAGUUAAGUAACAUUUCAAUGGAAGGCAACUUGAUUGUGGAUUGUAAACUAUAAAAAAAAUAAAAUAAUGAGGGACGAAAUACAUACGAUUUUGGAAUA
Messenger RNA from Cephus cinctus (wheat stem sawfly), 5125 nucleotides. RefSeq names its product nuclear RNA export factor 1. Gene Ontology annotation, biological process: poly(A)+ mRNA export from nucleus. Gene Ontology annotation, cellular component: nucleus; cytoplasm. The transcript is spliced from 10 exons. The record is from RefSeq and is a predicted model, not a curated record. Lineage: Eukaryota; Metazoa; Arthropoda; Insecta; Hymenoptera; Cephidae. Bases 165 to 2057 code for a protein of 630 amino acids. Gene Ontology annotation, molecular function: RNA binding; protein binding.